GGGUCGUCGGGGGAAGAAGAUGGCGGCGCGGGGAAGGGGUCGGGUCGGAGGUGGAGGCGGUGAUGGCAUUGACGGAAAGGUGGAACGGGGGUCGGGGCGCCCGGAGUCGGAGCUGCUGCUGCACCCGGAGCUGCUCUCGGAGGAGUUCCUGCUGCUCACCCUGGAGCAGAAAAAUAUACUAGUUGAAAAUGAUGUAAAGAUGGAUAAAGAUGGUCUCACUGAUCUCUAUAUUCAACAUGCCAUUCCUCUGCCUCAGCGUGACUUGCCAAAAAGUAGAUGGGGAAAAAUGAUGGAGAAGAAAAGACAGCAAAAUGAGUCUAAAAGUGAGAAUAAAAGUGUUACAACGGUAGAAGGUUUAAGGAAACGGCCAUUAAUUGUAUUUGAUGGCAGUUCAACAAGUACAAGCAUAAAGGUGAAAAAGACAGAAAAUGGAGCUGCUGAUCGCCUAAAGCCUCCUCCAGCUGGAAGCACCACCAACACUGUUAGAAGGUUAUCUAUUCCUCCGAAUGCCUCAACGUACAUUUCAGCCUCCAGUUUAUCAGAGGACGCUAAGCUGGGAAUGAGGAAUAAUGAGACUAAGCAGAACACUAUUUCAAAGACUAACAGCAGUAUGUUGGCUAGUCUGAAGGUGUACCCGUUGUCUCCGGUAUCAGGAACUACUGUUGUGAAGUUAAAGAGAGCUGUUCCAAAAGAAGAAUCUGAUUUGCCGAAUGACCUAAAGCCUACGGAAGCAAAGAAGAAAAUCCAGCAUGUUACAUGGCCAUGAAGUAGCUAAUGGUGCUUGAAACAUAAGUAUUACUUCCAUAUUUUCAAACAGAUAAGUCGUAUUUAAACAGUUGAAGUACAACUCUUUUUAAACCUUACAGGGAUUCAGAUUGCUGUGAAGUUUUAACGACUUUAAAAGUUCCCUGUUGUAACGCUGGAGUCAUUAUCACCAGUCACCUUAAAAGUGUCUACUUAUAUACACCAAGUAGCUCAGUAUUUCUUUAAAAGGUGGUAAUAUUACAAUGUUCUACUACGAGCCCACUCCCUUUUUUUUUAGUGUUGAAGAUUAUUGUAGUUCAUCUCCAGCAUGUCAUUCCGAUUCACACUAUCUUUGUUUCAGUAAAAUUCAGUUUUGUUCCACUUAUGGUCAAAUAACUAAAGUAGCUAUUGAAAUUCAGAAUCAUCCCAAGAGCCUUCUUGACAUUAAAAAGAUCAUAGAAUAGUUAGGAUUGGAAAGGACCUCAAGAUCAUCUAGUUCCAACCCCUGUGCCAGGGGCAGGGACACCCCACACUAAACCAUAUCACCCAAGGCUUCA
Molecule: messenger RNA, 1301 nt
Organism: Melopsittacus undulatus (budgerigar)
Lineage: Eukaryota; Metazoa; Chordata; Aves; Psittaciformes; Psittaculidae
Gene: TSLIG2
Product: chromosome 2 C2orf49 homolog
Exons: 4
Coding region: 20-766 (248 amino acids)
Biological process (GO): embryonic morphogenesis
Cellular component (GO): tRNA-splicing ligase complex
Source: RefSeq, a predicted model, not a curated record